UUUGGCCGAGUCGCACCAUCACACACAACCAGCCGCGGGGUACCUGCGCGCACUGUGCCCGGCCCACACAGGGGAGGGGUUUGACUCUCUCUAUCAUUAACAGAUUCAAGAGGAGUGAGAGAGAGAAACUUAACGCCGUCCUGACUGAGGAGAGGUCCGCACACACAGAGAGAGGCAGAGGGAAAGAGCAGCAGCGAUUCCAACCCAGGCUGUCUGAACUGAGCCCGAAGUUUCUUGGCCGAUCGGAGAAGGAAUAAUUUGGAGCCCGUUUGCCCCACACAGCGCUGUUGUGGAUAUUUACGUCCACCUUGUCUCCUGUUGAAGAAUGGCGAGAGAUUACGCAGCGCGCUGUCCGGUCUCUCCGGCGAGAAGCACUUGGCUGGCGGCAGCAGCGAUCCUCCUCAUAGUCCAAGGUAUCGGGGCUCAGAAAGUGCGAGUGGAGGAAGAGCUGGAGGCCUAUCCCACAGAGUCAGUUGAUCUCCGCUGUCAAUUCAUCGACGGAGGAGGCCGCACCAAGCUCACACAGGUGUCUUGGAUAUGGGAACCCUCUGAUGGUCAAAGGGACAACAUCGCAGUGUACCACCCAACCUACGGACAGAGUUUCCCCAAUUUGUCUUUCAAAGACCGAGUUGUCUUCCUGCACAACAGUCUGGAGAACCCAUCCAUCAGGAUUUCUAACCUAAAAAUGUCCGAUGCUGGCCGUUACACCUGUGAAUACGCAACCUAUCCCUCUGGAAACGAACAAGGGACGACCACCCUCAUCAUGCUUGCCAAGCCCAAGAACUCCGCCAAGGUUGUGACAGUCCAGGCCGGCACCAAAUCGGUGGUGGUGGCCCAGUGCGAGGCGGCGGAGGGUAAACCAGCGGCCAACAUCAAGUGGCUGGCGUCUGUGGGAGGCAACCACUCGACUAGCACCACCAAUGGCCCAGACGGGACGGUGACUGUACGCAGCGAGUAUCGUCUGGUUCCCACGCCGGGGGAUAACGGCAAGGAGGUGACAUGCAUGGUUGACCAGAGGACACAGGUGCAGCCGUGGGUCUACCCCGUCAAGCUCUCUGUGGAGUACCCGCCCUCCGUGUCCAUAGAGGGCUACGACAACAACUGGUACGUCGGCCGAUCAGACGCCAUGCUCUUCUGCCUGGCCAACGCCAACCCUGCACCCACCACCAUCACCUGGACCGCGGCAUCCGGUUCUUUGCCAGACACGGUGCAGGUGGACGGGAACAAGCUGGUGGUGAAGAAGGUGGACGACGCCGUCAACACCACCUUCAUCUGCGAGGUGAAGAACAAGCACGGGGCCAGCAGGCACCAGAUCACCACCGUCGUCGUCGAAGCCUUGGAGGAUCCGCCCAGUGCCGGCGUUGUGGCGGGCGCUGUGAUCGGCUCCCUUCCGGCCCUGCUAUUGGUUGUCACGCUCAUUGCUGUUCUCCUGACCCGCAGCCGCCGACAGCAGAGGCGUGGCUAUCCCAGCAGUGGGAACUCCAUAGGAACAGGCAGCGGCGGAAGCAACGGUGGAGACUAUGGCAACAAAGCCCGUCUGCUUUUCAGUGGGAUGAGCAACAACAGCAGCAAGAACGGGACCGGAGCAAACAACAACGGGCCCAGCUACACGUAUCGGGAGGGGUGCGACGCCACGGGUACUCUGACGGAAAAGGCCAGCGACUACCACCAUCACCAUCUCCACCAUUCCUCAACUGGCAACCUUCCCUCUGCCCACGACAUCCUUCUUAGUGGUGAGUUGGGUGAAGCUGAGAGGAGGAAGUUCGACAUGGAUGACAGCAUGGAGGAAGAAGAGGAGCAAUACAAUAGGUUUGGAGGCAUCGGGGGAGGUGGGAACAUGCUACCCCCUGCGUAUCACGUCCGCAGAGGCCAUGAAGAAGAAAUGGACGUGUACCUUGACGACGACAUGGAGUCUCAGAGAGACGGCUCUGUCAUUUCCCGAACUGCCAUUUAUGUCUGAAGAUGAAGGAAAGGAAAGAAAAGACGAGGACUGAAAACAGGGAAAGGAGAUGUGGUGGAGGAAGCGGGGAGUCCGAGCCAGCCCCCCCUUCACCACCAAGUAAAUCAGCAUCGCCUCCAUCAGCUAAACACCUAUCUGCUUAACAUUCAACCCGAUUAAUGAGAUGCCAUCAAUUAUAUCCUCUCUGCUUGACUGUGACUGUAUAAUUUUAUAAAAAGAGGAUUUAAAGAAAAAUGAGAAAAAGGAAAAAGAAAGUCAAAAUGAAGUUGUUGUGAAGCUGACGAAGGGCAGCUUGUGGUGGCAGUAGUGCACUGUGGCUGAAUAUGUGACCGUGUUUAACUGUAUCAUGGAGACAGAUUUUUGUCAGUCGUCGGCCAAAUAUGACAAAAUGUAAAAAAAAGAAAAAAAGAAAAAACUGCAAAGAACAAACAAAAACCACAGCAACUCUGAUGCGAUGCUGCUAAUUGCUACGUUCUUGUUUCUUCAGCUUUGCAAGUGUGUGAUCAUGUGCUGAGUGACUGCACUGUUUGUAUUUUAUACUUUACAAGAAAACGUAAUCUGCAAAGCCACAAAAACACCAACCACUAUUCCAAAAUCACCACCGUUCAAAAAUCGCCUUCCUGUUUCAAAAUAAAAGGAAAAAAAAAUCCUUCAUCAACAUGUUGCACUCUACGUGACGCUGUUGGAAAGGGUUCUGUGGACGUUGCCGCUGUGCUGCAGACACCACCUUUCUGAAAUGCCUGACACUUCGCCUGAAUGGUUUUAAAACUUGAAAAGGCCAAUUAUAUCGCCCUGGCAACAGUGAUGGAGUUUCCUUUCAUCCCAGUGACGGCUUUUUUUUGGGGGCUUAUAGUGACUCGGGGUUCUUGCCCCACCCUGUGACACCACCUGGUUUCCUGAUGGGUGCAGCUGAAGCGAGGCCACUAAACUGACUUAUAUAACAGACUUAACAGUGUGUGCUAAUGUGCGGCUGGCUGUGGUGUUAAUGAUGUGCAUCAUCUAUAUAUUGGGCGCCGUGUCACUAUAGCACAAUUGUUGUUGUUGUUGUUGUGGAUGUUGUUGUUGCUGUUGUUGCUGUUACUAUUGUUGCUGUUGUGUAAUAGUGUUGAUCUCGCUAAGGAAAAGAUGCACCAGGAGCCUUGGGGGAUUUCACACAGUUCCACACUGGGUCGGUAAUGACUUAUUUAAUGGGUUAAAAAAAGAUGUGCUUCUCUUUGUUUGCAACUCUAUUUUUUCCCCCUUUCCUCUUUAAGUCUCUUCUCGCUUUCUCUGCAUUUCCUUCUCCUUUAUUUCCCUUUUCUCUGCCUUUCUUUCUCUCCGUCUCCUGUCUUCCUGUUCCACAUGCAUCCUGCAACGUUUGUAUGUUUUCCUUACUCUCUGCCCCACACACAUUACAUCUCUCUCUUAUUCUGCUCUCCCUUUAUUUACAUAAUGGGCGGCUUAGAUGAGUGCCGUAAUGACUGUGUGCAGGGAGAAGGGGAUAACUCGUAUUUAUAUUCCUAUCUGGGUCGCAUUCAACGAGGCAAAAUAUUCACCGGCUUUGUUGGAGGCUGCUGUAUUUCAUGUAUUCAUUUCCCAUGUCCCACAGAAUGUUCUUAGGCUAUGUACCGGAUUAUUCCAUGUUCUGUAUUCUGAUUGGACAGAAAGACAGAGUCCAAGACACAUUUCAAGAAAGGAUGUGAAAACAGGCUAAACGAAAUCCCAAACUCCCAAAUCUUUGGUUCUUGUACACUUCAGAACAAGUAGACACUAUACUUUUUUUUAAAUGUGAGACAGGGUGGGAUUUUUUUCUCUUUAAUGAGAUCUUUCACUCAACAUUAGGAUAAUUGUUCAAGAGAAUUAAUUGAACAUGCAAAACUGCAUUUUUAAUUUUAAUGAUUUGGAUUCUGUGAUUAAUUAAAAUUCUUGUUGUUGGGUAUGCAUUGGAAGAGUUGUGAACUGAGACAUAGCUCUUAAGUUUUUGGAACACAUUUGCCUUAUUGGUUUCCAGGUUUUUCUUACUCAUCGUUUUUUUUUUCAGAGCACCGAAUGAAUUGUCUUUUUUAUCUUGGAACGGUUGUGAGGCUCUGGGCAGGGAAAUCUCUGCACUAAUACUGGAAACCUCCUCGAAGAUGUGUAGAGAUGUGUAGAGUUCUCAAAAAAAAAACGUAUUUUUAGGACUACAAAACAGUGUAGACUGGUGCUACAUGCUUUAGCAGCUGAACUGAGCACAUCUUCUGCUUUUCAGUCUCAUAUCACAACCAUACACCUGGUGACUUCAGACAUGCAGUGUGAUUGUGGUGAGUGUUCAGCUUUGGUGGCUUGAGUCAUUUUGCAGUCAAGGGUACUUUAAAAUCAAAACUGCAACUGUGCGGUGUUAAAGGCUUUUUGAAGGUCUUGUAAAUGUCAACACAAGUAGUAUUUAUAGGAAAGGAUCUGAUAAGGGAGUUGCCUAAGACUGCGAUGAUCUUCAACACUGGAAAGUGUUGUCAAUACAUUUUUAGUGGGUGAACAGGCCUGUUUACCAAAUAUUAUCUCAACCUCAUUUUAGAACUCUUGUCUCAUUUCAUUUGCUCAUUUUUCAUUACAAUGUAAGAAUAAAUUGUGAUAAUAAUUGAAGAACCAGUGUGUAGGAUUUAGUGGAAUCUAGCAGUGAGUUUGCAGAUUGCAGCCAGCUGAAUACCCCUCUCCUCACCCCUCCCUUUCCAAGCUUGCAGAAGAACCUACAGUGGCCUUUAGGUAACGUGAAAGGCCCUCAGUGUUUGCUUUUUCCAUUUUGCACAGUAGGAACACGGUGGUACAACAUAGCAGGCUCCGUGGAAGAGGACGUGCACCCUCUGUAGAUAUACAGGACUCAUUCUAACCCAAUGAAUAAACGCAGACAUAAAUACAGUAAUUAAUAGUUUCAGGUGAUUAUAAACCACUGAAAAAUAGUUCUGAAUUUUAUAUCCUAUUUCUGCCAAUAGAUCCCCUAAAUGUUACACACAUCCUACAUUUAAGAUCUGAACACAGACUUGUCCAUAAAUUGAAAGCUGAGAUGUUUGAAAUUUGAAAUUCAGAUCCUCUGUUGAUUGAUUUUUUUUUUCCUGGGUUAAGGAAGCCCUUUUCAGCUCUGCUUCUCCCCGAGUCCUGAGCAGGUCCCUUGUUGUUGAUUGUGGUCAAACAUUAUACACUGUGCAAUCUGUUAUUCUGUAAAUGAGACAGUUGUAUCUGCUACGUUACAGUACAUUUCAGUGGAGACGUUUUAUCAUGUUUCACAGUGUAUUUGGACAGGUUGCCAAUUAAUCUCAAAGUAACUGAGAAAUUUCUGUUGCCACACGUGUCACAUGCAGUAGAAGUUGUUUGUUGUAUCACUGCAGUACAGUAAAGUCUUAAAGUGUCUUUUAAACUCCACAGGGUGCAGGCAUGCUCCAAGAACCAGACUUUGAAACUCUGGAGAACAAAAGAAGACCUGUUUUGUUUCUGUUUCAUCACUUCGAUUAUAAUGAUUUUCACCCUAAAAAUGAAGUCCCUGACUUUUUGGAGGCACUCCGUUUCAUCUCUCUCCAGCACACUUACCCUCAGUGAGGCCAUUGUCUGCCUCAGCAGAUCUUUUCUCCAGGGGUAUCUCACAGCACCAUAAUUCUGAACAGUUGACUGUGAUCACAACUUUGGCGCCUAAUUAGUUCCAGAGUCUUGUAGCGUGCAUGUACCCUCGGUGGGAAAACUUAUCAUCAUAACUUUUGUUUUUG
Toxotes jaculatrix (banded archerfish) is the source of this 5670-nucleotide messenger RNA. RefSeq names its product PVR cell adhesion molecule related 2 like (gene pvrl2l). The record is from RefSeq and is a predicted model, not a curated record. The transcript has 7 exons. The coding region runs from base 326 to 1960 and encodes 544 amino acids. Lineage: Eukaryota; Metazoa; Chordata; Actinopteri; Toxotidae.